Messenger RNA from Funneliformis mosseae, 744 nucleotides. The record is from the annotation of a GenBank genome assembly. NCBI's taxonomy places the organism in Eukaryota, Fungi, Glomeromycota, Glomeromycetes, Glomerales, Glomeraceae.
AUGGUCCAAUUCUUUACGGCUAAUGUUUAUGGUCAAAUGGAUCCGAAUUGCAAUGGUAUAAAUGAUCCAUGUAAUCAGGCAAACGCGACAUUAGCUCCAUGUAAAGGGAAUCUCCCUUCAAUACCUCCUGAAGCAUUGAGUGGUGCUCAAUCAUUCCAUUUCUUGCUUAGUACUAGUAAAGCUGAAGAUUAUGUCUUAUAUAAAUGUGCUUGUAACGCUAAAUUUUAUGAUUUAGUUGCUGGUUGCGUUUCAUGCUUCCAAGGACCGGGAAUUAACAUCACCGUAGAUUCUUUUGAAACUUUUUCGAAAACAUGUAUCAUUGCAGGCUAUGAUGUUAAUGACCCAUCUAAAGCACCUGGUAAAACACCAGCAACACCCGCUCCUAAAAAAGAUUGUAAUACUCCUAAUGAUCCUUGUAAUGCUGUCAAUAAUACAUUGACAAUUUGUGGAGGACAAUUUAAUCCACCAUCCAAAUCGACAAAUUCUGGAUUUUAUACUCCAAAUGUUCCAAAGUUGGCGCCUUGCAUGUGUAAUGAUAAAUUUUAUGAACAACUAAAAAGUUGUAUGAUGUGCUUUGCUACUCCAACGAAUAGUAUAACUGUUGUACCGCUCGAUAAAUUUAAAGAAGAAUGUAAUAAAUUGGGCGUUACUUAUGGUGCACCUCCACCAAAUGAUGGAUCAUCAUUAAUGCCUCCGAUUAUUUUGUUACAUAGUUUAUUGGUGUUAUCAAUGUUAUUUAUAUAA